Messenger RNA from Plasmodium malariae, 1077 nucleotides. RefSeq names its product conserved Plasmodium protein, unknown function. The record is from RefSeq and is a predicted model, not a curated record. The coding region runs from base 1 to 1077 and encodes 358 amino acids. The transcript has 11 exons. Lineage: Eukaryota; Apicomplexa; Aconoidasida; Haemosporida; Plasmodiidae. Gene Ontology annotation, biological process: nucleotide transport; folate import into mitochondrion. Gene Ontology annotation, molecular function: FAD transmembrane transporter activity; folic acid transmembrane transporter activity.
AUGUUAAUAGAAAAAUAUGACAAAAAACCAAAGUUCGAGAUAGGAUUUUCUCCGUUUUAUUUCAUAUCUUAUCCUUUAUAUAAUUGCAGAAGCAUAUUAUAUAAAUAUUUAAAUUCUUACAAUGAAGAAGUUAAAUAUAAUCUGUUAAUUAAUGUUAACAAUUUAAAUGUAAAAACGUACGUUAUUUACAUUGUUAACAGCUUAUAUCAGAUUUACAACGAUGAAGGUGUAAAAGGACUGUACAAAGGGCUAUUGCCCAUGCUUGCCCAUAUAAUAUCAAAAAAGUCUAUUUACUACCUCCUGGAAUAUAUACAUUUCGUUAUAUUAAAAAGAAUGAGAAAAAAGAAAAAAAAAGAUAUGUAUGAUGAUAAAAAAGUAGUACCAAAUUACGAAAACAGUUUCGUAAAUGAAAGAGAUAACGUAAGUAAUUUUAUUGGAGAUAGCAUAAACUGCAAAAUUGUGAAACAUAUGAAUUUUGUUAAGGAGGAAAAUAAUUUUAUUAAAAAAAAAAAGAAAAAAAAAUUUUUCAAUUUAUCAUUUUAUCAUGGCCUAUAUGAAUAUAUAAGUUGCAUCUUAUCCUAUCCUCUAUUGAACAUAUCAACAAAAUUAAUCAUUUUUCAAAAUAAUUCCAAAUCCCUAAUUUACAACCUGAAACACAUCACUCAUUUGACAUAUGCGUAUGACGGAUUUUACGGCUUUUUCAAAGGAUUAAACAACUACUUAAUAAUUCAGACAAUGGACAAAGUAUUAAAUUGUUUUCUAUACAAAUCAUUUUCGAGCAACUGCCCAUUUGAUAAGGUCCUUACCAUUAAAGUAGUUUUGUCAACAUGCUUAAAUACGAUUGUGGCUCCCUAUAUUCAGUAUGCCAUUUUGAACAGAUCACAGUCCCUUGGCCUGUGUAAAGAUAUAACAUUCAGUCAGUUUUUUUAUAAUUUUCACUGGAAAGGUCAUUUGUCGAACGUGUCCGCUGGCUUGGCGGUAGCUGGAAUUCAGUUAAUAAUCAUCGCUCUACUACCAAAAGACACCCCAAAAAAUGGAGAAGUAGUUGAUAAAGAAGAAAAGGAUGAAUAUGUUUAA